GGAGCGCGGGAAGUGGCUCUUCGGCCGGGAGGAGUUCCACGCCGCCGCGUACUCCUUCAACCUCGGUGCGUCCUACAUCGCGGAGGCCUGCCACCGCCACGUCGCCGAGGCCGCCGGGGGCCGCCGUGCGGAUGGGUCGGCCGAGGAGGUCUCCGACGAGGCCAUCUCCCUCUGCUGCACCCUCUACACCAACCUGGCCCUGGCGCAGCUCCAGGCCGGUGGCCAGAUACCCGGCAGUGCCCUGGAGACGUCCGAGGCCGCCCUGGCACUGCAGCCGCGGAACGCCAAGGCCUGGUACCUCAAGGCCAAGGCGCAUCUGGCCGCCGGCCCCGUGACCGAGAAGGGCCGCCAGGCCGCCGUCAGCGCCCUGGAGCAGCUGCUCGUCCUGGAGCCCGGGAACCAGAAAGCCGAGGAGCUGCUGCUGUCGGCGAAGGACAUGGCUGUGUCGGACGAGGGCUCGUACGCGUUCAUGUCCAGCAGGCCGUACCAGUGGAUGGUCACCGGUCUCCUCCUGGCGACGAUGCCGGUGUUUUUUCGCAUGGUCAAGGGCGACGUCGGCCGGAUCAUGUUCUGGCUGAACGACACAGCCCCCGAGGGGAUGCUCGCGGACGACGUGUCACUCUGA
Messenger RNA from Prorocentrum cordatum, 625 nucleotides. The record is from the annotation of a GenBank genome assembly. NCBI's taxonomy places the organism in Eukaryota, Dinophyceae, Prorocentrales, Prorocentraceae.